Molecule: messenger RNA, 3324 nt
Organism: Oncorhynchus gorbuscha (pink salmon)
Lineage: Eukaryota; Metazoa; Chordata; Actinopteri; Salmoniformes; Salmonidae
Product: trinucleotide repeat-containing gene 6A protein-like
Biological process (GO): miRNA-mediated post-transcriptional gene silencing; positive regulation of nuclear-transcribed mRNA poly(A) tail shortening
Cellular component (GO): P-body; nucleoplasm
Molecular function (GO): nucleic acid binding
Source: RefSeq, a predicted model, not a curated record
AUGGGCGAGCCCGGCCUCCCGGCCAACACCAACACGCACCCCGACGGAAGCACCAGCACCUGGGUCUGGCUGGGAGAGCCCCCUGUAUCCAACUCCGCCGGACACAAACCCCAGAACCACCAGACCCACCAGAACCACCAGACCCACCAGAACCACCAGACCCACCAGACCCACCAGACCCAGGGAGGGUGGGACGAGCCAGCCAUGAAGCCCGGCCACCCCUCUCAGAGCUGGGGAGACCCGGCCGAGUGGGGUAAAGAUCCAGACGCCAACCCAGACCAUAGAGGACCUCCACCAGGCGGUGCCCACCCCCCCAAACCCAGCGGAUGGACUGGGGUGGCGGUCCCAGCUGGACCCUCCCACAAGGAGGAGGAGUCGUCGACAGGGUGGGAGGAGCCUAGUCCAGAGUCGGUGAGGAGGAGGAUGGACAUCGAUAAUGGCACCUCGGCGUGGGGAGACCCCAGCAACUACAACUGUAGCGGGGUCAAUAAGUGGAACAAGACCAGCCAAUCAGAGCAGGAUGCCAUGGUCACGACCAAACCCCCCCAGCCCCAGCAGCAGCCCCCACCACCCCUGAACAACAUGGCCAACAAGGACAAGACCUGCAGCUCUGGUUGGGGUGAACAGUACACAGGUCCCCAGAAGAUGGAGUCAGGAACGUGGGGUGAUCCGCCAGGCCCCCCCGUCUCUGUGGACAACGGGACAUCGGCCUGGGGGAAACCCAUGGACACCAGCUCCACCUGGGAGGAGCUGAGAGACAGAGGGGACAGAGACAGAGGGGACAACUCUGCGACAGGAGGCUGGGAAGGACCUGGAGCACAGAACCACCACAAACCUGGUCCCAAGCCCAUGCAGCAGGAGAGUAGUACCUGGUGCGGGGAGGAGGUGUCGUGCCAGGCCAGUUGGGAACCGGAGGAGGAGCUGGAGAUCGGGAUGUGGAGUAACACCCCAAGUCACCGAGACCGGGACAGAGAGAACCACAGAGACCGGGACAGAGACGGUCACAGAGAGAACCACAGAGACGGCCACGGUCAGGACAACAGGAACAGCGGGCCACAGCAACACAGCUGGAACUACAUGAAGAAAAUCCCUCCCAAGAUCAACAAAUCGGUGAACAAGCAGGAGGAUGCCUGGAUGAACCAGUUCGUCAAACAGUUCAACAACAUGAGCUACCCUAGAGACUCUCCUGAAGACUUGUCGAAGAGCAAUAAGAUGGAAGGAGGAGGGAUGAUGUCUGACAAGCGUAUGGAUGUGAACAUGGGAGAGUACAGUGGAGCGAUGGGGAAAAACUCAGCUUCCAGGCACCAGACCCACAAAGAGCCUUCCAUGGAGAGAAGCCCUUACUACGACAAGAAUGUAAACUCCAUGUAUGGCAGCAGUGCAGUACCAUCUCAUAACGCUCCCCUCAACUCAGCCCAGAACAAUCUCCGUAACCAAGUGCCUCCACCCGUCCUGUCCUCUCAGGUCCCUCCCUCUCUCCUGAAGUACCCUCCCAGUGCAGGAGGUCUGAACCUGUUUGGUCCACAGCAAGUAGCUGUCCUCAACCAGCUGUCUCAACUCAACCAGCUGUCUCAACUCAACCAGCUUAACCAGUUACAGCGUCUCCUCCUCCAGCAGUCUCAGCAGCAGAGUCAGAGACAGAUGCCUGUUGGACAGCAGCAGAGUCACAGACCCAUGCCUGUGGGACGCCAGCAGGACCAGCAGGGCCGUCCUAUUGGUUCGUCCCAGUCGAUGAUGCAGCCUCCGCAACACCUCGACCACUCCCUCUUGAAGCAGAACCCCGCCCACCAGCCCCUCAAGUCCUACAUGGACAACUACAUGCCCCAGAAUGCAUCUGAGCUGCAGAAGGAGCCCAACCACAUGGGCUCCUUUACCAACUUCCCUUUAGGCUUGAACUCUAACCUGAAUGUAGGCCUUGACACGGGGUCUGGCUGUAAGGAGCCUCAGUCUCGUCUGAAGAAGUGGACGGCCUUGGACGUGUCUGUUAACUCACCUCUGGAGCACAAGCCUGGUGUCUCCAUGUCGUCUGGGCGUCUGGAGGAUUCUCCCUUCGGUCCCUAUGACUUCCUGUCUGCUGGCUCCGCCCCCCUAUGCUCUCCCGGCCAAUCAAUGGGCUCGGUGGGCGACAGCUGGCCCCCUCGUGCCAAAUCCCCCCAUGGAAACACCAAUGUUACCUGGCCCCCAGAGUUCCGGCCCGGGGAGCCAUGGAAAGGUUACCCCAACAUCGACCCUGAGACUGACCCUUUCGUGACCCCUGGUAGUGUCAUCAACAACCUCUCCAUCAACACGGUCCGCCAUAUAGACCACCUCAGAGACCUGACAGGGCCAUCCUCAUCUCUGAACACCACGAUGCCUUCAAACAGUGCCUGGUCAUCUAGUCGUGCCUCCAGCCACAGUGGUUCACUCACCAGUACAACACAAAGCACUACGGUCAGGUCCGGAGAGUCUAAAUGGUCUCCAGCAGGAUGUAAUUCCUCUCUGGCCCAUGAGCUGUGGAAGGUCCCUCUGGCUCCUAAAGGUCUUUCAGCCCCUUCCCGCCCCCCUCCCGGCCUCACCAACCAGAAACCCCCUCCACCCUGGGGAAGCCCUCUCCGCUUGGGGGGCUGGGGGCACUCUGACUCCAGAUACACACCUGGGUGUAGUUGGAGUGACGGUAGCAGCAGCUCAGGGAGAACCAACUGGCUCGUUCUCAAGAAUCUCACAACUCAGAUGGAUGGUUCUACUCUGAGGACUCUCUGUAUGCAACAUGGUCCUCUGAUUACAUUCCACCUCAACCUGCCGCAGGGCAAUGCUGUCGUGUGUUACAGCUCCAAGGACGAGGCAGCCAAGGCACAGAAGAGUCUGCACAUGUGCGUACUAGGGAACACUACCAUUCUGGCUGAGUUUGCCAGUGAGGAGGAAAUCAACCGUUUCUUUGCACAAGGUCAGUCAUUGGCCGCUGCCUCCCCGGGCUGGCAGGCCAUUGGCUCCUCUCAGAGCCGAAUGGGCGGAGCCUUGGAGGGUUCCCACCCCUUCCCCAGCCGCGCCCCGGAGCCCAGUCAAUGGAACGUCAGCGACCUCCAUAGCUCCUCCCUUUGGGGCGGGUUGAACUAUUCCACUAGCCUAUGGGGCGCCAGCGAGGGCGGGAGGAUCAACAGCCCUUCUCCAAUCAGCUCCUUCCUCCCCGUGGAUCACCUGACAGGGGGCGGGGACUCCAUGUAAAGCCCGUGUCAGUCGAGUGUCAAACGCUGGAUUAGGAUUAGGAUUAGGAUUAGGAUUAGGAUUAGUAUUAGGAUUAGUAUUAGGAUUAGGAUUAGGAUUAGGAUUAGUAUUAGGAUUAGGAUU